Staurois parvus is the source of this 292-nucleotide messenger RNA. The record is from the annotation of a GenBank genome assembly. NCBI's taxonomy places the organism in Eukaryota, Metazoa, Chordata, Amphibia, Anura, Ranidae.
AGUGGGAGGAAUAGUGCCCCAUCAUUGGUGUCAGUGGGAAGAAUCGUGCCCCAUCAUUGGUGUCAGUGGGAAGAAUCGUGCCCCAUCAUUGGUGUCAGUGGGAGGAAUAGUGCCCCAUCAUUGGUGUCAGUGGGAGGAAUAGUGCCCCAUCAUUAGUGUCAGUGGGGGGAGGAAUAGUGCCCCAUUGUUGGUGUCAGUGGGGGGAGGAAUAGUGCCCCAUCGUUGGUGUCAGUUGGGGGGUGGAAUAGUGCCCCAUCGUUGGUGUUAGUGGGGGGGAGGUAUAGUGCCCCAU